AAGAGAAAUAUAGAGGGAGAGGGAGAGAAAGAAAGAGAAGAGAGAAAGAGAGAGAAAGAGAGAGAGAGGGUGAGAAAAAGAGGAAUAAGAGGAGAAACAAAUUCUUACCUAGUAGUAGGUAGUAGGAUAAAAGGAGAGGGAGAGAAGGAAGAGGGAGGUACGUGUAUCUGCUGCGUAUAUUCAUCAACGACGCCUUUUCGUUGUUUCUUUUUCGUUAUCGAACGUGCAAAAAACCCUCCGUUAUCGCGAUACGUUACAUUUGUUGUCUUCAUUGUUAAAUCGUCUCACGUGGUGCGAGAGAGUCGUGUUCUUAGAAACAAAAAAAAAGAACAAAAUAAAACGAAAUUAAAAUAAAAUAAACAUAAGUGGGAGAAGAGACGUGAAUAGAAAAAAAAAAGAAAUAAUACAACAGAUGAUGACCACUUCUUCUAACAUGUCACGAGGACAACAACAAGGGUGGAAACAACAACAACAACGACAGUAGUGACGGCGGUUUUGUUUUGACGUCGACCGUGUAGAGGAGAAGUCCUAUGAUAAAAAGUUACAUUUGGUUGCACUUUACGAGCAGAGACAGUAAAGAGGAAAGUGUAAAAAGCAAGGAAAGAAAAAAGAUAGAAAUAAAGAAAGGAAAGAAGAAAAGAAAAGUAAGAAAGAAAGAAAGAAAGAAAUAAAGAAAGGACGACGGCCUUCCGUAGGCGGCGCGUGAAUACUUCGUAGAGAAGAAGAGUGUCGUCGACCUGUUAACCUCUUGCGUUCCAAGAUAGCGUGGAAGAUUCUUUGAAAUUAAUCGUUUAAAAUUAAAAUCUAUGUGUCGUUUGACAGGUGGACAUUGUUGACAUCGUGGUGUGAAAAAGAAAGGGAGGAAGAAAAUAUAUAAGUUAGUUGAUUUGUGUACUUUGACGACGUAUUUAAAAUACGUACGUUUAAAGGCGUAUCGUAUCCUAACCUCUCUCUUGCAUGAGUAAGAGAGAGGGUGGGUGGAAGAAAGUAAGGUAUUAUUAAGUGUUGUUUUCUUCCGUAUUGUCGAACAGAGUCGUCUCGAUCGUAAAACUAAACUUUGCGGAAGACGUUUUUAAAAAGGAAUGGUGGGAUUGGAAGGGAAGGGGGAGCACUGGAUGGAACGCCCUUAACGCGCGUUGCGAGUGCACAUGCACCGGGCUUGCCGUGCGGCGUGCAUUCGCUUAUUUACAAUUGACACGUGCUUUCUACUAUACGUCUUUACGGUGCAUCGAUAAUAAAGAGAAACUCAUAUUUCCAAAUGUGUUUUCACUGAUUCACAGUUAUUUCGAAGAAAAUACAUUUAGUGUAUCAAGUGGGUGGUAGAGAAAAAUAAUAAGUGUUGAAACCGUACUACGAAGAGAAAAGUGUGCGAAGUUGUUUGACGAAGGAGGUGAAAGCUGGUGGGGAUUUUAAACGAAGAGAAAGAGAAAGAAGGAAGGAAAGAAGGAAAGAAAGAAAGAAAGAAAGAAAGAAAGAAAGAGAGAGAGAGAGAAAGCGAGAAAAGAAAUCACGCGCGACACGAGCUCGAUCGACGCGCGCGAUAAUAUCGACAACGCGCACGUCAUGCUCGAGAGAACGGUUUGCUGCUUCUCGAUCCUCAUACUUUCAAUCAGUACGUUUAAAUCGCGAAACGAUAAUUCAAGGAAGGAGAUAAACACGAAGAGAAACAACGAGAACAACGUCAUCAUCAUCAACGUCGUCGUCGUCGUCGUCAUCAACGUCGUCAACGUCGUCUUCUUCUUCUUCUUCUUAUACGAUUACUUAGUGGCUAUUAAAGUAGAAGAAUCGAAGAAGAAGAAGAAUAGUAUUUCCACCUGACGCGUGUGUACUACUACUACUAGGGUGGGAACACAUUUUUGCUUUCUCUCUCUCUCAUUUGUUUUCGAUAAUAUAUUGCUGCUCCCCUUGAUAUCGUAAACAAUUACAAGAAGAAAUAAGUGCACAUCUUUUAUUUGCGAACAACACACACUACGACACGAUGUCAUACUUCUUCCGCGUGAGCUACGAAUCUCGGAAUACGCGGCACGUUAAAGCUACACGUUCGUUCGAAAGUAAAAUGUAAGAGGGAGAGAGAGAGAAAAAGAAAUAGAGAGAGAGAGAGAGAGAGAGAAGAGAGAAGGGAAAGAGAGAGAGAGAGAGAUUGUGUGUGCGUGUGUGUGUAUGCAUGUAUGUAUGUAUGUAUAUAUAUGUGUGAGCGAGAAAACGAUAUUUACGCGCGACAGGAGAACCCGUCGGCAAUUUUUUGGUUUCUCGCAAGGACGGCUUUUCCGAUCGUGGCCGAGGCAAUGUCUUCGGGCAACAGAGGUUUGGCGUCCCCAUCCUGUGGGCCUAUUGUGCGGUGCGGGCAUCUGAAAAAGCUUAAAACCUUGAAAAAGAAGUAUUUCGUUUUGCGAGGCGAGGCACCGGGAUAUUCCGCUUGUUUGGAAUAUUAUGACACUAAGAAGAAGUUUGAAAGCAAGCAAUUGCCUAAACGCAGCAUCCUACUGCACAGCUGCUUCAAUAUCAACAAGCGUGUCGACACCAAGCACAAACACGUUAUAGCGUUGUAUACCAAGGACGAAUGCUUUUGUUUGAUCCUCGAUAAUGAAAACGAACUGAAUGAAUGGUUAAAAGAAAUGCUCCUCCUACAGAGCGGUGAUGUACCUGAAGGUGAACAGCCUCGCCCCACGUUCGAGCACGUGUGGCAAGUUACUAUGCAGAAAAAAGGACUUGGUGAACGAAAAAAUAUCAAUGGACCAUAUAGGUUAUGUCUCACUGAUCGCACUCUAAGUUUAGUCAAAAUUGGAGCUAAAGACAAUUCCGAUUCUAUUGAAUUUUCUUUAAUCUGCAUCAGGAGGUGUGGUUAUAUGGAUCGCAUCUUUUACAUGGAAGUUGGUAGAUCCGCAGUAACUGGAGGUGGUGAAUUUUGGAUGGAAGCUGAAGACAGUAACAUUGCGCACAACAUGCAUGCUGCAAUAUUAAAUGCAAUGAGUAAUUCCAAUUCCUAUAAAGAUGAAGUUGGACCUCGUCAAAGGAUGCGUAGUUCCUCGGCAAAUGAAGCAAGUAAACCCAUCUCAGUGCUCCAACGACGACAUACAGGGCAAAAAUUUCAUAGCUUCUCGCCUCUAGAGGAACAAAGGACGUGCAAGGAACAGGUGGAUCCGUUGCAGGAACAAACCACUACUGCCUCUGCCCCCGCACAGUGUAGUCAAUCUCAGAGUACUUCUUCCAAUACAUUCACGGUCGUUGCCGGUACCGGGGCUGGGACUGCUGGGAUUGCCUCGAUUAAUGUCAACUGUGCCACUGCUACUAGACGUCGUCAUUCGGUAGCAAGUCAUCCCCAUUCCGUCAAUAAUUCCCAAUCCGCUCAUGUCACAACAAGUACAACUACUACAACGACAACCAUCACCAUCACAACGACCGCCACCGCAACCACUACAACCACAACCGCAAUAAUAUCCCAUCAGAGAACCCUGUCGCUGCCCUUAGCUGCUGUUAUUAUCAAUCAAACGCAAUCAUCCAAAAGAUCUGUUUUACGCUGUACCACUGGACGUGACAGAUGCGACAGUUUGCCAUCAAGAGCUCGGACAACGAGUGAAUGUCAUCCAACCACAGUUGUCUUGAGUCAUCCUAGAAGCUCUCAUUUUAUAUCUCAUGUACCCAGACCUCACUCUAUGUAUGGACGAGGUCUGUCUUAUUCUCCACCAGUUUCCUCAAUGCCGAUUAGCCCAGCCUCAGGAGCAUGCUCAACUGAUUCAGCUGGGUCCUCUCUUUCUAUGGAUGAUGGCAGUGAAAAUAUUUUAGAAGAAAGUACUGGUUCGAGAUAUGGUCAUUCGUUGACUCCCGACGAGCCAGUUAUUUUAGAAGAGAAUGGGGACGAUUAUGCUGCAUGGUCUACGACGCAUUCGCAUCAUAAAUACUCGCCAAACUUUAAAUCCCAUUCUCCGUCACAGCAGAGUUCCUAUGUAGAAAUGUAUAGUCCUUGUGGUUCGAGUCCUGGACGUGGUGGAAAUUACAUGCCAAUGAGUCCAGCGACGACAGCUUAUUCCCAUUCUCAUGCAUCGUCUCUUGUUGAGGAGACGAAUGUUUUACCUGAUGGCUAUGUUCCAAUGGCGCCUGUUGGCGAUGAUGGCUAUGUAGAUAUGGAUCCAUCAACCAGUCAUAAUGGUCAUUUUCCAGAUGACAUGUCACAACACGGUGGUAGUAGUUGCUCAGUAACUUCUGGCACACCUAGUACAGAUUUACGUUUUUCCGAGUAUCACCUAGAUAAAGUAACCAGCUUCUUUGCACCAGGAGAAGAUUUGCAAGCUAGACCAACUAGAGCGUAUUCAGUUGGAUCUAGGCCAGAACCAACUAAUAAGCAUCGUAAAAAUAGAUUAGAUAUCACGCAGCAGGAAGCAAGUAGAGUGAGAGCAUUCUCUGUAGGCAGUCGUUCAAAGAGACCUGAACUUGGCAGAUUAGCUAAUGUAGUUACAACUCCUUUGCCAUCUAGUUCGGAUAAUUCCAACUCAAAUAAAUCAAAUUCAGCGCCCUUAUUAUCCAGUUCUUGGGGUCAUAAUUCUGGUUGUUCUGGUACCUCCGAACGAAUGGAAGAUCUUAUGGAAUUAGACUUUACAAGACAAAGCGUUCCAGCUACUCUUUCAUCACCCCCUUCUUCCUAUACACAGUCACAAUCACAGUCAUAUUCUACUGCCACCACCGACACUAGUUCCUAUGUCGAUAUGUCUCCUGGACAACCGCCUACAUCGACCACUGCCUCGUACGUCGACAUGAGCGGCUUAAAUAAGAUCAAUCGUAAUAAUAAUAAUAAUUCUAUCACUGCCAAUCAGAACCAUAGUCACGUUCAUGUAUCAUCUUCGGCUUCCACACUGAAACCCGUUAUAACAACCUUGAAACCAGUGGAAGAAGCAGAGAGUUCAUAUAUGAAAAUGGACGGUAAUAUGGAAGAUUGGUCAUUAUCAGGUGCAAGUCCUAAACAAAUACCAUCGCCUAUGCAAGAAGACUGUAUUCAAACGAAUGGCCCACCAGGUGGUGCAAGAACGGCCCCGGUUGAUUUACCUCAACCUAGACGACCUCCUGAAGGAUAUGUAGAAAUGUCUUUCAAAGCGAGGCCAAGUUUAGAACAAGAUUAUAUUAAUAUAAGUAUGGGCAUGGUUGGACGGAACAACCGAAGAGUACGAGUGAACAACAGUCGCAAGGAAAACUCACGUUCACAACCAAUCGCUAUUCAAGCUGGAAGUAAACCAUUGAAAGCACCCAAUUUCUUACCUCUUAAUGGUAGUCCAACAUCGGAAAGUUUAGCGAGUACACCAGCUUCUCCUCCACGUGCUACGCCUACCGGCUCGGCAGCUACUAUUUUUCCCUUCUCUUUAAAUAGUCCUCAAUCUCCUAUAAAGCCAUUUACGCAUCAACAAAAAUCUGACGAUUCUUCUUCAAGGAUUGACACGGAUUUAAAGAAUAACGAUUAUGACAUUACGGCUGAUAAUACGACAAAAAAAAUUAACACCAUUAAUCCAGUCUCCUCGAUGACGGAUACUACAAAUAAUUCAAUAUCAAAAAUCAUUAACGACGAACCAUUAAGUCGUAAUACGGAUCAAACACGAGUUAUAUCAAACUCGAUAUCUUCGCAAGAAUGCACGUUAAAUUCGUUAACAAAGAAAUUUGCUGAUCUUACGGUAUCAAAGCCACGAUUAGUUACUGCAUCACCUAAUACAAGUCCGACGUUAUCGGGUUUUAAAACUGCUAUGUUACAACAAAAAUCGUCAUCGCCGAAAUUCAUUGACGAAACACCGAUACAAACACCUACGUCUACUCCAACUCCUACGCCUAGUCCUCUGGAUAGCGAUGGUUAUGAGAAACUACAACCUGGUGCAACAGUUUUACAUUAUGCUAGUUUGGAUCUACCAGAACUCGCUACCGUGGUACCCGUAUCGCCCGCAUCUGUUCAGGAAGGUUUCAGUUAUGCCGAAAUUGACUUUACAAAACUGAAACAAAAUUAACUUUUAUGGUCAAAGGUGUGCCGUUGUAUUUUACAAUAUUUACAUCAGAGCUCUGUGUGUUUGCAAAUUUAAUAGUAAGCAGACAGUAUGUUUGAUGGUUUUACAUCCUACAUUAGUUCGAUGAAAGUAAUUGAAUUCGUGCAAGGUUCCGGGUACCAGUUGUGUAUAAUUUAUUUCUUUUAUCCCAGCAUCUGAAGUGUAAUCAUUUAUUGGGUUUUGUAAAGCGUUUUGAAUUUCUUUCUUUUUUCUUUUAUUUUUCUUUCUUUUUAUCUAUAAAUUUUUUUUUUUUUUUUUUUUUUAUAAUAAAAAAAAAUUAUUCGCACUUAUAAUUCUGGUACAGCAUUAGGACGUCGUUAUUGUAUGAGAAGAAGAUACUUAUUUAUAUUAUUUUUAUGGAAACAACAAAUAUAUAUAUAUAUAACGUAAUAUGCAUUAUUGCGAGAAAAAGAUAAAUCUUGGAUCUGAUGUGCACACAACUGUGCGAAAUAAAAGAAAAACUUAGGCAGUUAUAGUUUAAAUAAUGUAUAUAGAAUUUGUUCAUAGCAUUAUGACAUUCCAAGAUAGAUACUUUCUCAGAUUAAAAUCUUUUUAAUUAAAGUUAACUGUCCACGAGCAAUUUAACGUGAAGUAUCUUUUAUACAUUUGGCUUUUUGAAGUUGUAUUACAUAGAACAUUAAUUUUACAAUUUUUAGAUCUUUUGUGAAUAUGUUUUAUAUUAAAAGAAUGUUGCAUGUCAUCAGUGUAAAUUUUUGGUAAUUAUUUAAAAAAGCAAAAAAAAAAAAAAAGAAAGAAGAAAAAUAAAAGUUAUUUUUAACUAAUCUGUAAUUAUAUGUAAUUAGUUAAUCAUAUAUAUAUAUAAAUAUAAAUAUAUAUAUAUCUCAUUUUUCUGGUAAGAAUGAUAAUUUUACAGAUAUUACAAACUGCCUGAACAUACAAUGCGACAAUAUAAUGGCACUACCAGAAAUAUAAGAGCACAAAUUGCUUUUUUGAACACUGUUUUCAAAUAUUUUUCAUAUUAUGAAAAAUUUGUUAAUAGGGCAUCGAAAAGUCACAGUAA
Messenger RNA from Polistes canadensis, 7035 nucleotides. RefSeq names its product insulin receptor substrate 1 (gene chico). Gene Ontology annotation, cellular component: cytosol; plasma membrane. Lineage: Eukaryota; Metazoa; Arthropoda; Insecta; Hymenoptera; Vespidae. The record is from RefSeq and is a predicted model, not a curated record. Bases 2169 to 5978 code for a protein of 1269 amino acids. The transcript is spliced from 11 exons. Gene Ontology annotation, molecular function: phosphatidylinositol 3-kinase binding; insulin receptor binding. Gene Ontology annotation, biological process: insulin receptor signaling pathway.